Molecule: messenger RNA, 5739 nt
Organism: Saccostrea echinata
Lineage: Eukaryota; Metazoa; Mollusca; Bivalvia; Ostreida; Ostreidae
Exons: 11
Coding region: 1-5169 (1722 amino acids)
Molecular function (GO): protein binding
Source: RefSeq, a predicted model, not a curated record
AUGGCCUCCCAAGGAACAAAGCGACAGUCCUCAUUUGCAGACAGAGUUAAUGUCCCCAGACAGAAUGUCAAGCAUGUCCAUGUUAAUUCUGUUAAACUACAACAAAAGGGGUCCUCCAUUAAGAAGGCAGUGGUCACAAAUCAACAGAAAAGUAAAUCUGAGAAUUUUAACAAAGAUUUAGAAGACAAAUUUCGUCAAAUGCUACAGGGAAACAUGGACAAUCUCCCCAACCUCCCAAGAUCAGUGGCCAGAAUCUUUAUCAGCUCAACAUUUUCAGACAUGAGGGCAGAAAGAAACAUUUUAUCCCGUGAGGUUUUUCCAAAGCUGAAACAGCUAUGUUUGUCCAAGGAUCUAGAUUUUCAGGUGGUGGAUAUGAGGUGGGGUAUUACAGAAGAUUCUCAGAAUGACCACAGUGUGGAGAAAAUCUGUCUUCAAGAAGUAGAGAACUGUCAGAAGUUGUCACUAGGACCCAACUUUGUGGCAAUCAUUGGAGAUAGAUAUGGAUUUCGGCCCAUACCUACAGAGAUACUUCAAGAUGACUUCAAGGUCAUACAAUCAUACGUAACAAAAGAUUUAGAUAUUAAACUGCUCAACACUUGGUAUAAAUUAGAUGAAAAUUGCAGACCUCAACAAUAUAUUCUACAGCCAAUCAGCUCUCAGUUUUCAUUUUUUGCUGACUUUUCCCCGGGAUGUGAUGAACAUCGUGCUAGACAUACAAAAGAAUGGAACACCACCCUCACCAGCUUACAAAAAGUGUUGAGGGAUGCAGCACUAGAAGCUUUUCAUUCCAAGAAAUUUACAGAGGCUCAGGUGCAUGAGUAUUUUUACUCAGUCACAGAGAUAGAAAUCCAAAAGGGCAUUCUGUCGUCUGAAGAUCCAGCAUCACAAACAGCAGUCUUCUGUCGUGAAAUUACAGGCUUCAGUGACUUCGAUGACACUUUGACGAUGCGCUUUAUAGACACUGUCAAAGAAAAUGGGAAGAAUAAUGUUAACUCAGAAGUACGAAAGCUACAAAACGAACUCAAGAAAAAAUUGGAAACAAAAACAAAACUUAGACACAGUCACACUUAUAAGAUUGAUUGGAAUACACAAGGAAUAGGUCCAGAAAUAUGUAAAGAACAUGAAGAGUACUUGAAGAAAUUUUGUAAGGAUUUUUACGAUGAUUUUAGUCAAAUGAUUGAUAAUGCUCUUGACAAAAGAAAAUCACAAAUUCGCCGCAGAGAAUUCCGGAGCCAGUUUCCAGAAAUUCUUCACCACCUUCAUUUUUGCGAAACAAAAUGCAAAACAUUUUGUGGACAGGAAACCAUUUUGAACACAGCGAAAAACUACAUUUUAAAUACCAGCAUGAACAAACCCUUUGUUGUUCACGCCCCAUCUGGAAAUGGCAAAACAUCAGUAAUGGCUAUGAUAAUGAAAAACUUGCGCACCUGGCUAAAAGAUGACAACUUUGUGGGGAUUAUUCGAUUUUUGGGAACGUCUGGACUUUGUCUGAAUGUCUAUGAUGUAUUGGUAAAUUUGGUAAAACAACUUUCCGAUGUAUCAGGGAUACGCAUGGAACCUAUUGGUUACCAAAAAAUGAAAAAUUUGUUAGAGUACUUCCCACGGUUCAUCAGAAGGGUUGCAAACACUUUGAAAAAGCCGGUAAUUAUUCUGCUGGAUUCCAUAGAUCAACUGUCAAGGGAAUACGAUGCACAUAGUAUGAAGUGGCUACCAAUGACGCUACCACCGAAUAUAAAGAUCAUUAUAUCCACACUUCCAAAUGAGUUUGGGAUUCUAGAGAGUAUAAGAGCUUUGUCUCCAGAUUCAAACUAUUACUUAGAAAUAAGUGAUCUUCCACUUCAAACAGGAAAAGAAAUGAUGGAGAAAUACCUAUUACUUCAGAAUCGAUCGCUUUUACAUACCCAAGAAAAGGUAUUGAUGAAUGCAUUUUUGAAAUGCCCAAGUCCCCUCUUCUUGAAAUUAAGCGUAGACGAAGCAAUGAAAUGGAAAUCAUACACCGAAGAGCAUCAUUUGAUUUUGCAAGAAACAGUUCAGGGUGCAAUAAACAAGCUCUUUGACAAUCUUGAAGUGAAAUUUGGACCCGUUGUCACUGGUCAUGCGCUAGGUUACAUCACCAUAGUAAGAGACGGUAUCUCAGAGAAUGAGUUGGAGGAUGUUUUAUCCUGUGAUGACGAAGCUUUAAAUGACGUUUAUCGUUAUCACAAUCCACCAAUAGCUGGUAUUGUAAGAAUACCACCUGUUUUGGUUGCUCGGAUCAAAUACGAUAUUAGAGAAUACCUUGUGGAAAGACUCUCGCAAGACAAAUACACCAUGAACUGGUAUCACAGACAGUUUACUGAGAGUGCAGAAGCCAAAUACUCAUCAGGAGCACAAGGGGAAGUAUUGCAAAGGAAUUUAGCUGAAAUUUUUAUGUGCGAGACGUCUGUGAAACGAGAUAUAACAUUAACCAGGAGAAAAUUGACCAUUUCAAAUGCAGACAGACAAGUGACUGGGCAGCCUGUAUCAGAACAUAACAAAAGAAUGCUAUUUUGUCUUCCAUAUCAUAUUAUUCAUGCAAGAACCUCUAUGUCAUUGCGAACUGCAAAAGAUAAAUGCUUCUGCAAUUUUAAUUUCAUCUACAACAAAUUAGCGGCCUUCUCAGCAGAUGUUUUUGUUAGUGAACUGAAUGAAUUUCUUCAAUUUCAAGAAGAUCAGGAAUUGAAAAAGUUGAGGGACUUCUUUGUUUCAUUAACAAACGACGUAAUCUCACCAAAGAGAUUGGCAAUCAGUCUUCUGGAAUACGUUUCUGUUGAUACUGCAGACAUUUCUCUGCAAAAACUUCUUAGUAAGGCUGAAGAUUUUCUGAAAAAUCAAAGUACGUCUACUUUGAUUCCACUUCAUCCAGGACAGGCUCCUAGAAAAGAUCUUUCAGAAGCUAUCACUAGUACCUUCACUGGGAUUGACAACAUUGUAUCCUUUAGUCAAGGGACAGUUUUGGUGAAAGAUUCACCAAGUCAAAAUGAGGAUGUUGCUAAUUCGUCAUACAAAGUUUAUUUCGAAAACGCUGAGGAACUCAUGGAUGUUGAUGUUCCCUUUAUCAAAAGAGAAGAACAUCAACCCAUUGUUGACAGUGAUGGUCAGUAUGUAAUCUAUACUUCACCAGGUUCUGUGACAUGUCUUAAUUUGAUAGAAAAAUGUCAAAUUGAAAGACAGUUUCAACAUCUAUGCACAGGGGGUUCCAAGCAGGGUAUGGUUUGCAAAAGGAUCAGUGCAAAUACAAAUUAUUUGGCAGUGCUAUUUGAAAAUGGAGUCAUUAUAGAACUGAAGAUCGUUAACUUGGAAGAGAUAAAUAGAUGGUCUUUAAGUGACAAAACAGCAGAUGUACUAGAUAUGAUCAGCACAGAAACCGAACAUCUUUUGGUACUACUUGCAACACAUAAUGGCAGUGAACUUCUGGUUUAUAGCAACGAGACAAAAUAUCCAAAACGAUACUAUUUUGAUUAUCAGCUGUGCAAUAACUGCUGGGGAUUAUCUAAAGCAGAAUGCUUAUUUAGUGUCUUGGGUAACAAAGGAGAGACAACCUGUACAAUAGAAAGUGUCGAUUUCUCCAAAGGAAAAACCAGGACACCGAUUGAUAUCCAAGAUCGAUUGAAGUACAUUUCGUGUUCAGAAUCGACAUCUUUAGUUUGUUGUUGGGGUGAUGAAUGUAACGUUGUUGUUGCUCUUGAUCUGGAAAAAAGAAAAUCAUUGUUCAGGGUAACAGUCAGUAAUCCAGUGACCUGUGCUACACUUUGUGGGGGAUCCUUUGUUUUGAUUGUAGGAGAAGAAGACGGAACCAUUUCAUUGUAUGAUAGUGUGACUGGUAACCCUUGUGCUAGUGUUAAAGCCCAUGAGGGCAAGGUUCAACAACUAGUCAUGCUGGACGAUUUUCUGAUUUCUCACGGGAAGAACAAAAUGUUGGUUUGGUCUUUGAAAUACUUACUUGAGAGUCUACCGAAGGGACAAGAAAAGAAACUUAUUUCCUCUGCUAAGCGGUUACUGGAUCACACUUCAGUCACUUGUAUUGCUUUGCAUUUUGACGAUGACAAGUUUAUUACCAUAGAUGGAAACGGUUUGUUGAAAAUCUGGACAAUUGAUGGGGGAGGCUUUGUGAAAGAAUUCCCGACCGACAUGAAGCCGAGGAAAAUCUUGUGUUUAAAAGAAAUGUGUUGUGUUCUUAGUGAAAACAGGGAACUCAGGGUCUUUAACCUGCAGAAUUCAGAAAGUGCUGAUUUUGAAUUACCAAUAGAUGUUCUAGACAUUGUAAAAGGAACAAACUCAAUGACAUUAUAUACGCUUGGAAUGAAAGGUAAAUAUCUCCUUGUGUCAGUUUUGGACUUGAAACAAAAGACGAUUCGAAAGUCAUUUCCUCUUCAGUCCGUUAUAAAGUUUGAAACUGUGGACAUUUGCCUGAGUCAGAGCGAAAGGUACCUUUGUAUUCGGCUAAAAGUUGUUCCAGAGGAGUUGGAAAAUAUAAAAGCCUCAUCAGAAAAAAGGUCUUUUUCCCCACAAUAUCAUCCAAACAAAUUUGUAGCUGUUGAUUUACAGCAGGAAACUGGAGGACUCAUGCCUUGUGUGAGAAAUUUUAGUCCUGUUCCUCACUUAGGAGAAGUCAUAUGCCCUCAUAUGGGAAAUUCAAUGAUAAUCAACAACAAAGAUUGGGUCAGGUUUUGGGACAUUCCAACAGGAAAAUGCCGCAGAAGAGCAAAAGACAAAGAACAGUCAUCAAAUAAAAGUAACUGGUUUGAGAAUUUUAAAGAUUUCAAAGGACAAAGUAAAGCACUUGCGCAAAGCAAAGAUGGGCGAACAAUGGCUUUAGGAAUGAAAAAUGGUUACGUUUUUAUUUUUGAUGUUACAACAGCUUAUCCAAUUGGGGAAAAGUUACCUAUCACCAAACAUGCAGCACCAGUUAGGCAUGUGGUAUUUUCGACGGACUGUCGUUGGUUAGCGUCAGCAUGUGAAAACAACAAAAUUAAAAUAUGGAACAGUACUACUGCUUCAGAGAUCUUCAGUACCAAAGCACUCGGGGAGGUUCAGGAAAUGAUUUUCUCGAUUGAUUCAAGACAUUUAAUUGUACUGUCUGGCAAACAGUUUUCACGCAUAUUAUUGUACAGAAUACACGCAGGAGACAAUUCGAGGGUGGAUAAAUAACUUGCUUACAAUUACUCAGGGUCACUUGAAAAUCAAAACAUCUUGAUAUAUAUUUUCAUAUCAUUGGUGAUACUUUUUAGAAUUUAUGAAAUUAAUUGUCAUCAUUUCAUGGUCGAUACAGUGACCUUGUCAGCAAAUACAACCUAUCAUUAAGUCAAAAUAAAUGCUGACUGACGUUUUUCAUCCUAUAUUUGAUAGACAAUUAUUUACACACUUAAUUGUCUACGGAUUUUUCCCUUAUUAUUGAAAGUGCGUUAUAAAAUGUUUUUAAAAUAACUUUAUAAGACACAUUAUUAGAUAAGAGACUUAUAUUUUACAAUGAUUUUUUUAAAUUUUACUGCAUAGAUAGAUAGAAGAAGAAAUCUCACUGGAUUCAGGAGAUUUAUCACGGUUCCUUAUUUUCACCCUUUUACUUAAAACUACAUGUAGAAUGUUAACAAUUUCGUCCAUGUAAUAUACUAUGUUUAUUUUAUCGAUAAUGUUGACCUUUUAACCUUCACAUUUGAGCAAGUGGCUUAGAAUUUAUGGGCAUUUUAAUUGUAUAGUGAAUAAAAAAGCUGCAUGUUCAAA